Seriola dumerili (greater amberjack) is the source of this 602-nucleotide messenger RNA. RefSeq names its product cystatin-B-like. Bases 85 to 387 code for a protein of 100 amino acids. Gene Ontology annotation, molecular function: cysteine-type endopeptidase inhibitor activity. Lineage: Eukaryota; Metazoa; Chordata; Actinopteri; Carangiformes; Carangidae. The record is from RefSeq and is a predicted model, not a curated record. The transcript is spliced from 3 exons. Gene Ontology annotation, cellular component: cytosol.
UCAGUGACUCAAAGUGAGCAGCUCAGAAACACAGACGCAGACAGAUUCCUUCGUUUCCUCGCUAAUCCACAGAAAACUGUCACAAUGCAGAGUAUGUGUGGAGGUAUUGGCGAGGCUAUUGAUGCCAACGAAGAAAUCCAGAAGAUCUCUGACAGCGUUAAGUCCCAAGCAGAGACCAAAGCAGGGAAGACCUACGAUGUUUUCACAGCCAAGAGCUACAAAACGCAGCUUGUGGCCGGGACCAACUACUUCAUCAAGGUCCAUGUGGGAGGAGAUGAACAUAUUCACCUCCGUGUUUACAAAACACUGCCGUGUCAUGGAGCGGAACUCCAGCUGAACGGUUUACAGCAAGCCAAGAGCCACCAUGAUCCUAUUGAGUACUUCUAACGGGAUCCGUAACCAAGCAAAGCAUCCUAGCAGUGCCUACAGGCUCCACUGUCAUUUUAAUCAGCUUCAUUACAUUAUCCUGGCCUUUUUAUAUUGACCACUGCUAACAUGUAAUAACAUACUGUAUUAUGGAUUGUGGGUCAUGAUGGUAGGAAUAUGCCAAAUGGGAACUCUUUUGUACAAGGUGAAAUAAAUAAAUAAUUGAAUUAAUCAUA